GUCAAAUGUCACUACUAUUAUUUUGAUUAUUUUUCUUACGUGAUUUAAAUCUUCUUUUUUCUUAAAAAAAGAUUAUUUUCUUUCUUGUUACAAACUGCUGCUUCAACUUUUAAUCAUGGCGAGAUGGCUACUCGCAUUAGAUUUGCUCAUCAUCACCGCCUGGUCUUAAUCGGCAUCUCCUUUAUUCUAUUCAUCCUGGUGCUCUAUCGUAACUAUGAACCCAAAGCUCAACCUUGUUUACCUACCACAUUCAAGCAUUGGGAUAAACCAUCGUUUGACGCCAUUCUCGACGACAACGAGCAGACGUUGAACGAUGGCACCGUACUCCACCACCGGCAAAUGGCCAAGGCCAAUCCGGACGUGCUGAUCCUUGCAUUGAGUCGCGACGUGCAUUCUUGGAGUAGCAAUUAUCUGUCCAUACGGCGCCGCACUGUGUAUGAUUUCCUGGAUAUGAUCAUGGCCACCGACAUCGACCUAUCUCGGGUCUCUCUGGCCCUGAUGACGGCGUCGCGUGACGAGUUCGACACCGCCAAAAAGGCCAUCGCGUCCGUGCCCUUUGCACGUGUCGCGCUACUCUACCGCGAGAGCGACGGUAAGAGUUCCUCCAAGAUCCCGUACGAGGAUCGGCACCGCCCGGAGGUACAGCGGAAGCGGCGCAACCUGAUCGCCAGCGCCCGCAACUACCUGAUGGCCCGUAGUCUGCAAGACGAGACCCACGUCAUCUGGGUUGACGCCGAUAUUGUCAAGCUUUCCAAGGGCAUCGUGCAGACCAUGAUUGGACAUGGGGAGAGUCGCGAGGACGUGGGCAUCAUCACGUCUAUCUGUAAGCAGACUCUGGAGCGAAACUACGACAAGAACGCCUGGGCUUUGAAUAGAGAAGUGCCUAUGCUCAUGGGCCCUGUCCGUGACGAAGACCUUGAGAUAGCUGCGGAUAAACUAGUCGAGACCAGGACGUACGUGGACGAGCUUAUCAAGGGGACGUCCAACGACGACAUCAUACAACUUGAUAGUGUAGGAGGCACCUUACUGUACAUGAAAGCAAGUCUCAUACGCCAGGGCAUCAAUUUUCCCACAUCCUACGUCGUCGGUUCGACAUGGUCCCACGAAGGCUGGGUUGGAAUCGAAACCGAGGGCCUUUGCUAUCUCGCCCACCAUCUCGACGGCUCAAAGUGUUUUGUGUUAGGUGGUAGUCAUUAUGUGAAGCAUGCAGAUCGGAGCGGAAAAGAUUAAUUGAUGGGUUUGAUUGUCGCAUUAAAAAGAUGGCAUUAGAUGGCAUUUUGAUUUUUUGGCGUUAUACCCCAAGCAGAGGCUCCACGAGGUUAUAUACCCCCCCUGAAUCAUGUUCAAAAGACGUUGAAUCCUGCAUACCUAGGGUGUAUCUUAGGUAGUAAGGUAGACUACCUACAUUAGGACUUUACUGUUAUAGUCGAGUUGUUUGGUUUCCGGGUCUUUGGUAUAACAUACCCCUGUCCAUAUGUAUGCCAAGACCUGUAGAAGGCGACGAGAUGAGUGCC
This is a messenger RNA of Hypoxylon fragiforme, 1514 nucleotides long. RefSeq names its product glycosyltransferase family 62 protein. NCBI's taxonomy places the organism in Eukaryota, Fungi, Ascomycota, Sordariomycetes, Xylariales, Hypoxylaceae. The record is from RefSeq and is a predicted model, not a curated record. Bases 124 to 1230 code for a protein of 368 amino acids. The transcript has a single exon.